AUGAAUGUCUCUCACUUCCUGGCCUUACUGCUCCCAGGAUCCCCACAGGGUCAAAACAGGAGCAGGUCAAGGAACAUUCCGUACAACUUCUCAGACCACUGCCAGGAUUCUGUAGACCUGAUGGUCUUCAUUGUCACCUCUUAUAGCAUUGAGACUGUUGUGGGGGUCCUGGGCAACCUCUGCCUCAUAUGCGUGACCAUGCGGCAGAAGGAGAAGGCCAACGUGACCAACCUGCUCAUUGCCAACCUGGCUUUCUCUGACUUCCUCAUGGGUCUCCUCUGUCAGCCGCUCACGGCCAUAUACACCAUCAUGGACUACUGGGUCUUUGGGGAGACCCUUUGCAAGAUGUCGGCCUUCAUCCAGUGCAUGUCGGUGACAGUCUCCAUCCUUUCGCUUGUCCUUGUGGCCCUGGAGAGGCAUCAGCUCAUCAUCAACCCAACAGGCUGGAAGCCCAGUGUCCCCCAGGCCUACCUGGGGAUUGUGAUCAUCUGGCUCAUCGGCGGCUUCCUCUCCCUGCCCUUCCUGGUCAACAGUGUCCUGGAGAAAGUCUUUCAUAGGAACCACUCCAAGACUGUGGAGUUUCUGGCAGAUAAGGUGGUCUGUACCGAGUCGUGGCCACUGCACCACCACCGCAUCGUCUACACCACCUCCCUGCUGCUCUUCCAGUACUGUGUGCCCUUGGCCUUCAUCCUGGUCUGCUACGUGCGCAUCUACCAGCACCUGCGGAAGCGGAGGCAGGUGUUCCACAAGGGCACCUACAGCUCACGGGCAUGGCAGAUGAAGCGGAUCAAUGGGAUCCUCGUGGUCAUGGUGGUGGCCUUCGCCGUGCUCUGGCUGCCCCUGCAUGUGUUCAACAGCCUAGAGGACUGGUACCAUGAGGCCAUCCCCAUCUGUUACGCCAACCUCAUCUUCUUGGUGUGCCACCUGCUUGCCAUGGCCUCUACCUGUGUCAACCCUUUCAUCUACGGUUUUCUCAACACCAACUUCAAGAAGGAGGUCAAGGCCCUGGUGCUGACGUGUCAGCAGAGUGCUCCGGUGGAUGAGUCCGAGCAUCUGCCCCUGUCCACAGUGCACACAGAGGUCUCCAAAGGCUCUCUGAGGCUCAGUGGCAGGUCUAACCCCAUUUAG
Enhydra lutris kenyoni (northern sea otter) is the source of this 1128-nucleotide messenger RNA. Its product is annotated as neuropeptide Y receptor type 4. The coding region runs from base 1 to 1128 and encodes 375 amino acids. Lineage: Eukaryota; Metazoa; Chordata; Mammalia; Carnivora; Mustelidae. Gene Ontology annotation, cellular component: neuron projection; plasma membrane. Gene Ontology annotation, biological process: G protein-coupled receptor signaling pathway. The transcript has a single exon. Gene Ontology annotation, molecular function: neuropeptide binding; pancreatic polypeptide receptor activity. The record is from RefSeq and is a predicted model, not a curated record.